UAUUUGUUUCCUAGUAUCUCAAAGAAAAAGCAGACAAGGCAAAGGAAGCUGCGAAGGCUUUGGCUAGGGAAAAAGUGGCGCACUUGGUGCAGUCAUCAUGUGAAGACAUACCCGUGUUUCCUUAUGGAUACAAUGCAGAAAAGAGACCUCCUGAUUGGGUGACUGCUCCAGCUGGAUUGAAUCGAGAAAAGUUUAUUGAAGAUUAUCUUUCAAAGGACUAUCUGCCAGCAAAUGCAACUCAACAGCAGUUUGAGAAUCUUUACGGUCAACUUCAUCAGUAUCAUCUAUCUAUUUCUCCUCACUCAUUGGAGAGCAACAAGAAGUGCAAUAUUAGGCCAGAGAUUGUGGUUGGUGGGAAGCUUAUCCCUGAGGAGAAGCAUGAUGGAACUCCAGUAACUUCCUAUCUUGAUAAAAAUAUGAAAAAUACAUAUCAUGUAAUACGUGUGUGGGAUGCUAGGAAGAAAGGACGUUUCUUGGAGUUUCUCCGACAGAACUGUUCUGGUUACGUUUUGGCUUGGAGAGUGUAUGCGCUUCUAGUUUUGUUCAAAUCUGCAAAAUGGUGCUACUUCUCGGAUGAACCAGCUAUUGUGGUAGAUUUGGGACAUAUUUGGACAUUUGUGAUGUCUAGACAACAUUCAACAUAUUCAGUUGUGGAACAUACAAAAUUUGGAAGUGAUUCAAUGGAGGCGGGGGUUGAUGUUCUCGAUGCUGUUUAUCAGAAUGCUAUUACCAUGGAUGAGGAUACCAUGGAACCGGAUGAAGAAUCUGUGGCAGCCGUCCACUUCUUUCUUUUACUCUUGGGUGAAGCGCCGCGGUCUGAAGUUUUCAAGACAAUCAUCUUUAGCACCAUCACAACAAAGAAAGUUAAGCAAUGUCAAUCAACCGGUCUUGUCUAUGACUCGCUUGCUAAAAAUUGGAAUAAGUUGUGCAAAUGUGUGUGCCAUCUACGGCUGAUGGUAAUAGAGGCUCUCAUGGAAGCAAACUUUAGGGUUGAGAGACCAAAUGUCAUCAAACCGGCUGAACCUCAUCACACUUUGGUUGAUUUGUUUAAAGAAAUGACAAUACACAAACGAAAGGCCCAGUACAAGUGUAGCUCAAUUGCAAUGGAUGACAAACUCCGGCAAGUAUAUGGAUUAUUGAAGGAAAGAGGUGCUGAUGGCAAGUAUGUUUACAGCGAAAGUGCCUACAAAAACAUCAUGAAGUGCUUGUCUUUGAUACGGUACUCAUCUGUGGUGAUUGGGCUUAUGGUCAGAGAGAAGCCAUAUACUUAUCCCAUGUUCCUUAUUGACACUAAUGACACGUCUGUGAAGUAUGUUGCUGAUGAACUCUUGUUUUGGGAUAAGUAUAAAUCUUUCGAAAAAGAUCACAAGGCAGCUUUUGAGUCAAAAGAUCGUGUUGAACGUGAGUGCCAAUAUUCACUUGUUAUGAGAUUUCUUCCUGAUACAACUCCGUUUCUACGGCGGUGGGGUUAUUCAGUCCUUGUUCCAGCAUCGUUAAGCAUUGAAGAAAUUAACUUGUGGUGUGACACGUUUAAAUCGAAGACUCCCAGCAUGGGUGAAGUACCAGCCGGAAAGUUUGUUAUUCGUGAGUGGAGGAAGGUGAAUUUAGAACUGGAAACCAAGUUAAAGGCUCUGAUUGUCUUCAUUGGAGAAAAUUAUCUGGGUGACUGAGGUUAGCGCAAGCUAGAGACUCCUGCGAUGCGAGCUCUUGAUGGACAGUGUUGUGUGUGUCGGUUGGCUUAUUUUGCUCUUGUUUUGGUACCAGUCCUGUUUUGGAACCACAGACAAGAAUGAAGAAUUGGCCUGCCUGCUGCUAGCGGGGGCUGUCGUGUGGUUGUUUUUUGCUGUCUGCUUGCUUGCUUGCAUUUGUAAGCAGAAGAAUGGACUCAUGUUGUCCUGCUGCUGCCACCUGUGGCAUUUUUUGCUCUCUGUUGUCUAACUCGAGUAAGGAGCAUGCAUGCUGUUGUCUCUGGUUACAAUGCUCCUUCUCUUUUUUAGUGGGAUUUGCGCUGGUGCAUUUUCUGUAGUUUAGUUUAGAUAGCAGAAGAGUAGAGUUGAUGCUGAAAUCGACAGUGAUCCUGAAAGAUUAUUCUUUUGGUGAUUUGUUUUACGGUCGUGGGGCUAACGCUUGCUUGUAAUUCGGGUUCGUAUGUUUGGUCGGUGGGAUUGCAUUCCUUUUUCUUAAGAGUAUGGA
Messenger RNA from Aegilops tauschii subsp. strangulata, 2193 nucleotides. RefSeq lists its product as uncharacterized. Lineage: Eukaryota; Viridiplantae; Streptophyta; Magnoliopsida; Poales; Poaceae. The record is from RefSeq and is a predicted model, not a curated record.